Messenger RNA from Funneliformis mosseae, 128 nucleotides. The record is from the annotation of a GenBank genome assembly. NCBI's taxonomy places the organism in Eukaryota, Fungi, Glomeromycota, Glomeromycetes, Glomerales, Glomeraceae.
UGAGAAAAUAUGAGGUGUCUAUACCAGCAGAUAGUAUUCAUAAAGAUAAACUACAUCUUGAUCGAUCUACUGGUCCAAUUAUGGCACCGCUGCCAAUACAUUUAAUAUUUAAAAGAAGAACAGAAUAA